Messenger RNA from Cylindrotheca closterium, 1371 nucleotides. Lineage: Eukaryota; Bacillariophyta; Bacillariophyceae; Bacillariales; Bacillariaceae. The record is from the annotation of a GenBank genome assembly.
AUGAGUGUCUUCGAUCAUUCCUUCAACAAUUCCUCAAGUUGUUUCGGCAUUUGCAAUGAAAGGGGUAUUCGUAUUGCGAACGAUGCUCCCGACCAACAAGAUCUUCAGCAAGCAAAUAGUUUGACAGGCAUGGAUCGUCAAAAGAAACAGGAGAUAGACAAACUACUUGCUGAAGCGAUGAACGCGCUCACUUUUGAAGAACGACAAGAACAGCAAGAGAUACUACAUGGAGUUGAAGCAUCAAUUGCUGAGGAAGCCACCUUCAUUGAAGCUUCGCUUAAAGAUCUAGAAAGUCAUCUUGCAAGCACCAAGUCCGGUAGCGUGUAUGAGAUGGCUGAGGCUAUGGAUUAUGGAUAUGUUAGUGCAAGAGCCUUUCGAGUGAUGUUUCUCAGAGGCAAUCAAUAUGAUGCCAAAGCUGCAGCAGACCAGAUGCUCAAGUUUUUUACGAUAAAGCAGGAACUGUUUGGGAGUGAAAAGUUAGUGAAAGAUAUCACGCUUGAUGAUCUCAAUGAGGGUGAUAUGGCUUGCCUAAAAUCUGGGCGGCUAGAAAUCGCAGGCGAAGACAGGUCUGGUAGACAAAUACUUCUUAAUAUUCCGGGGCUGAGAGAUCUAAAGACUACUCUCCAGAAUGGGCUUCGGUCACGAUAUUACUUCACAAUGAGCAUGUUAGAAUCGGAGGCAAACCAAAUUCGCGGUAUCAUAGCAAUUUUGUACACAGUUGGUAGUAUGAAGGAUAGAUUCGGUGGUAGUGCGUAUUAUCAAAAUGCCAGAGUGGCAGCUGCGAUCCCGACUCGCUUAAUAGCUCUGCAUGUCUGCUCAGACGAUAUGAAGGAGCAUCUCUGUCAUAAUUGUGUCAUCAAAGCAGCUCCAUUGAAACUGAGAGCGAAUUGCAGGUUGCACUUUGGUAGCAACACAGAAUGUUUGUAUCGUCUGUCUACCUACGGAAUCCCACGAAGUUUUCUGCCGAUAGAGCUCAGCACCAACCAGAUCAAUUUGCACCGUCACCUCAAAUGGGUCGAGUCUCGUUUCGAAAUGGGAAAAAGUGACCAUGGUGUGUCAUCGGAAAUUGCUAUACCAAAUGAGCGGAUUGUCUAUCCUACUGAAAAUGACGUUCUUAUCAUUGGUGGCAACAAAAGUAAUAACACGGGAAACAUCCGCCUUCGAGCUCUUGUCAAGGACUUGUCCAAAUCCUAUGAAUUUGGAAGCGUGGAAUCAAGAAAAGCGUUGGUCAACCGUGCCAUACAUUUGGUGCAUGAUUCCGGAGGUCGAUUUCUGAAACAGCGUGAAAGUGAUAUGUGGAGGUGUUUAUCCAAGAGCGAGAUUCGAAAGAUUAUCGCACAAGCAUUCCGCAAUAGCUAUCGCCGGAAAUAG